GAAAUUUUGAAGCUCUCUCUCUCUCGCUCUAGUUAUUCACUCUCUCUCUCUUGAUCUCGAGUCUCGGUUCCAGAAGACGCCAUGAAAGGACUGAAAACAGCCUCUGUUGCUAACAAGAAGCUUGAUGGAGAGAUAAUGAAGAAACGUAAGGCUGAUUCAACCACGAAGAAGGAGAAAGCGAGCAAGAAGAACUCUGGUGCUCCGAAGCGUCCUGCCAGUGCUUUCCUCGUCUUCAUGGAGGAUUUCAGGAAGUCAUUCAAAGAGAAUUUUCCUGACAACAAAUCGCUUCCAGCUGUUGGAAAAGCUGGUGGUUUGAAAUGGAAAUCCAUGACCGACUCUGAGAAAGCUCCUCACAUUGCAAAGGCUGCCAAGAAGAAGGCAGAGUAUGAUAAAGCUAUGGAGGAGUACAAGAAAUCCUGUGUGAAUGGAGAAGAAAAGCCAGAGGAAUCUGAGAAGUCAUGCUCUGAUGUCCACGACGAGGUUGAACAAGAAGCCAGCUCUUAGGUAUAGGAAGGGUAAAGAGGUUGGUGAACAGGGAUGGAUGGAUAUGAUGGUAUAGAAGUAUAAAUAAAUGUGGAUAUCUCUUUGUAAGGUUUUGGUUAUAGUCAUUGUAGCUUAUUGAGUACAGUGGUUGUAAUUUUUAGUGGCGUUGCUUUGAGAACUGUGUAUGUUAGUUGCAUUUUGUUCUAUUUUCCAUUGCCCAUUACUUUAGAGGCAAUUCUACUGAAGAAAUUUACCAGUUUGGUGUAUUGACUGUGAUCCACAUGUUAAUAUCUCUGCUUAUUUGGUGUU
This is a messenger RNA of Cornus florida, 792 nucleotides long. Its product is annotated as HMG1/2-like protein. Lineage: Eukaryota; Viridiplantae; Streptophyta; Magnoliopsida; Cornales; Cornaceae. The transcript is spliced from 7 exons. The coding region runs from base 82 to 504 and encodes 140 amino acids. The record is from RefSeq and is a predicted model, not a curated record.